Molecule: messenger RNA, 2018 nt
Organism: Hippocampus zosterae (dwarf seahorse)
Lineage: Eukaryota; Metazoa; Chordata; Actinopteri; Syngnathiformes; Syngnathidae
Gene: xkr9
Product: XK, Kell blood group complex subunit-related family, member 9
Exons: 3
Coding region: 246-1466 (406 amino acids)
Biological process (GO): phosphatidylserine exposure on apoptotic cell surface; apoptotic process involved in development; engulfment of apoptotic cell
Cellular component (GO): plasma membrane
Source: RefSeq, a predicted model, not a curated record
GCAAAAGUAAAACACUGUCAGGACAAAUAAAUACCCGAGAAAAAUCCAGAUGCCCGAAUUCCUUAUUUGAACUUUGUUUCUUCCCAUAACUGGUGAUGACAUCACAUCCUCGUUAACGAGUCAAAGUGCUGCACGUGCACGGGACAGUCACAACAUUGAAACGCUUCACUGUAAAGGUGGAGCUGGUCACACAUUCCGAUGAAGAGGACGAGGUGGAUUCUGUCUCGGACUUCCACUUUUGAUGAAUGGAUGGCAACGCGUCUGAACUGCUAUCCACAAAAUUGUCAGAUCCGAUGCCUCUUGCAGACCAACCAGACAUUCGGUACACCAAACUGCGAUGGCUUCUAACACUUGUCGGACUUCUCCUUUACGUCGGGGACAUCUGGACAGACGUCGGAUUGUCCAUAAAAUACCUCCUGGACGGACGAUACAUAUGCUCAGCGUUGACGUUCUCCUUCGUCCUGUCCGGGUUGCUGGUGACUCAGAUUUUCAGUCACGUCUGGUACGAGGAUGACCUCGAAGACGUUUCGAUGAACCCCCGAGGGCAAGCCAUCGUAUUGGGAAUGUCGAGGUGCAAACUUGUCGUCUUCCACCUGUGCGGCGCGGGUAUUUUCCUAAGGUACUACCACCUACUCAAAAGUGGCUUCAAAGUGGUCUGGAACUUGACUGCUUCCCUUAACCAGGAAGAGAAAAGGGAAGCGCACCACCGCCUGUUUUGCCAAGCCACCGACCUGAGCAUGCUCAAACUAUUUGAGGCAUUUUUGGAGAGUGCCCCUCAAUUGCUGGUCCAGAUCUACACGGCGCAAGACCAAGGCGAAGUCGCAAUCCUGCAGUGUUUUUCUAUGGUCUUCUCCUGUUUGAACAUCGUCUGGGCCCUGGUGGACUACCGCCGAUGUCUACGCCGGUCACUCCCCCACAUCCAGCAGAUGCCUUCCGGCUUACCCACCCUCAUUUACCUCCUCUAUAAACUCUGCACCAUUAGCAGCCACAUCCUGGGCUACAGCCUCCUUCUGAUACUCACCCCCUACUGUGUCAUCGCCUUGGUGGCUAUUUUGUGGCUACUGGGGACAAUGUGGUCACAUGUCCUUGGCACCAACUUCUGCUCCACCAGAAGACAUGAGUUUGUCUACCGCACCGUGGUUGGUUUCAUCCUGACUUUCACCUUUUUUAACGUCAAAGGACAAGACACCCGGAUAGCAAUGACUGUGUAUUAUUUCCUCUAUUCGCUUAUUAACAUGACGUCGCCGUUACUUUUGGCGUUGUUGAAUCCGGAGGUGCGGGCAGAAACGUUUUUCUUCGUGAUCAGUGGGGUAAUUUUUGGCACCUCCAUUCUGGGAUUGGUCUUCCUGGUGUUAUAUUACCACCUUCUGCAUCCGAGGGAGGAGAGGCGGCAAGCCGACGAAGUGGACGGAAGUGGAAAGCAAACAGAGGAAACAGGCAGGAUGAACAACUUCCUGCAACCUUGAUGGAAAGUUAAUCAAGAUGGCCGACACUAUACGUCGGUGAUGGCAUUCCACAAACAUGGCUGACACCCAAAAUGGCACACGUGCUUGAAUGGAAAUCGGCAACAUUUGAAUUGUGGCAACUGGACUGUUCUUGGGUUGUUGAGUCAUUUCGUUGAAAAAGAAAAAGAAAAAGAAGAAAAAAGACACUCCACGAAGAUGGCAUGUUUGAUGAAAAUAACACCUCACAAAGAUAGUGGGUAUGAAACGCAAAACUUGACAUUUCCUUUCCUUUUUUGCCACGAUUACAGUACAAGUUGUGUUUUUCUAUGCACACACACACACAAACAAUACUCUACGUACUACAUAAACAUAUACAUAUUGUAGAUAUGUAAAUAAAUAUACAUAUAUAGAUAUAUACAUAGAUGUAAAUUCCAUAUUUAUUCUAUUGUAAUUUUUAUUUAUCUGCUCUACUCAUUUGUUCUCUCCUGACCACGCUGUUCCAACACAAGAGACUGAAAGUAGAGAUUGAUCGUAAAAUUGAGUCAAGUGCAAUAAAAUACGAGAUAUUAUGAU